AUGCACAACAUAGGGAUGGGUUUGAGGCCCUACAUCAGUAGUAAUCUCUUGGAGGCAAAAGAACUUCCUGAAGGGAACAUGCUACCGCAGUCUGACGUCAGGUGGAGAGAAGACAUGAAAGAGAAUAACAAUAUUUUUCUAUCGUCACUUGGCAAAAGUGCAGAAAGGAGAGUCUUCCCUACUAACAGAAGAUCUAUUGAUUUAUCCAUGAGUGUGGGACUCCAUAAAGAAAGAGGGAAUGCAAGUAACAGGUUUUCUGAAGGAAUUUACAAAGGAAUUACUGAGAUUGACGUGUUCCCUGAACAGACUAACAAGCAGUCAGAUUCAGUCAUCCCAGAGAAGGAGAAAUUGCCACAAGGAUAUCCAUUGCCUUACUUCGGAACAGAGCUGGACUUGAACUCCCAUGGUGAGAUUGAUGCUACGUUAGGCUGCCAACAGCUUGAUUUGAAUGGCUUCAGUUGGAAUUGA
Linum trigynum is the source of this 468-nucleotide messenger RNA. The record is from the annotation of a GenBank genome assembly. Lineage: Eukaryota; Viridiplantae; Streptophyta; Magnoliopsida; Malpighiales; Linaceae.